Engraulis encrasicolus (European anchovy) is the source of this 3701-nucleotide messenger RNA. RefSeq names its product solute carrier family 26 member 6, like (gene slc26a6l1). Lineage: Eukaryota; Metazoa; Chordata; Actinopteri; Clupeiformes; Engraulidae. Gene Ontology annotation, cellular component: plasma membrane. Gene Ontology annotation, biological process: transmembrane transport. Gene Ontology annotation, molecular function: chloride transmembrane transporter activity; bicarbonate transmembrane transporter activity; oxalate transmembrane transporter activity. The record is from RefSeq and is a predicted model, not a curated record. The coding region runs from base 63 to 2309 and encodes 748 amino acids. The transcript has 18 exons.
AGGUGGUGAGUGUUCUCCCGGUGCUCUACUGGCUGCCUCGCUACUCCAUCUGGGACUAUGGCAUGCCCGACAUCGUCUCCGGCAUCAGUGUUGGCAUCAUGCACCUUCCACAAGGGAUGGCCUAUGCCCUUCUAGCCUCCUUACCUCCCGUCUACGGUCUCUACUCUUCCCUUUACCCGGCCCUGGUCUACUUCUUCUUUGGCACCUCCAGACAUAUCUCCAUAGGCACCUUCACCGUGCUGAGCAUCAUGGUGGGCAGUGUGACCGAAGGCCUGGCUCCAGAUGGCCGGGUAACCGCUAGCAACGGCUCGCUGACAGAGGAUGAGGUCAUGGCGAGGGAGCUGUACAAGGUGCAGGUGGCAGCCGCCACCACAGUACUGGCUGGACUCAUACAGGUGGUGCUGGGGCUGGUGCAGUUUGGCUUCGUGGGUACGUACCUGUCAGAGCCGGUGGUGCGGGCCUACACCACUGCAGCCGCACUCCAUGCGGUGGUGGCUCAGCUCAAGUACCUCUUCGGGACCUCACCCAAACGCUCCAGUGGGCCACUCGCACUCAUCUAUACCCUGGUGGACGUGUGCUUCUUGCUGCCUGAAACUCACCUCCCCACACUGCUGGUCAGUGGUGUUGCUAUGGUGGUACUAAUCUUUGCCAAGGAGCUGAAUGCGGCCUUCAGGCACAAGCUGCCCGUGCCCGUCCCUGUGGAGCUCAUCACUAUUGUGGCAGCCACUCUCAUCUCGUCCUAUGGAGAGCUGAGCAGCUACAAGGUGCCAGUGGUAGGGGAGAUCCCCUGCGGACUGAGUCCUCCGAGUGUUCCUGACUUCAGCAUCUUUGGGGAGGUCAUUGGCGAUGCCUUUGCCAUAGCUAUUGUGGGCUACGCCAUCUCCAUCUCCCUGGGGAAAACCUUUGCCCUCAAGCAUGGCUACAAAGUGGACAGCAAUCAGGAGCUUGUGGCGCUGGGUCUGAGCAAUGCUGUCGGGGGCUUUUUCCAGUGCUUUGCCGUCUGCCCCUCCAUGUCACGCAGCCUCGUUCAGGAGAGCACAGGUGGCAAGACCCAGAUGGCGGGGGUCUCCUCAGCUGUGAUAGUGUUGGUGACAAUCCUGAAGCUUGGACCUCUCUUUCAGGAACUGCCAAAGGCUGUCCUUGCUGCCAUUGUCAUCGUAAAUCUCAAAGGGAUGUUCAAGCAGCAUUAUGACAUGGUGACACUGUGGAGAAGCAAUAAGAUUGACUGGUUGGUAUGGCUGGUGACCUGGGUGUGCACACUGCUGUUGAAUUUGGACAUGGGCCUUGGAGCGUCCGUUGCCUUCGCCCUGUUGACUGUUGUCUUCAGGACGCAGCGGCCAAAAUAUUCUGUGUUGGGCCGUGUUCCUGGGACUGAGCUCUAUGUGGACAUAGAGACACACAGAGGGGCGAGAGAGGUCCCGGGUGUCACCAUUUUCCACUCCUCAGCCACUGUGUAUUUCGCCAAUGCUGAGCUUUACCUGGAAGCCCUAAAGGAGAAGUGUGGUCUGGAUAUCGGUAAGAUGAUCACCUAUAAGCGGAGACAGGAGGCCAAGCAGAAGCGCAGGGACAGGAGAGCCAGAAGGCGGGCCAGACGUCAGGCCAAGAGACGGCAACUGCUUAUCAGAGCAGCUUCUCGGCGAGAAGUGUUUUCAGUGGAAGAGGAGGCCAACCGCUGGAAGGAGGCAAGCCAAGGGAAGAAGCCUGAAACUGCAUCGCCGCCUACAUUAGUGGUGGAGGACUUCAGCAUGCGGCCGCGAGAGAACAGCACAGUAUUGGUCAUGCCCGAGUCUCCCAGCAAGGGCAGCUGGGUCUACCUGAAGGGCACAGAUCGAGAUAGCGACACUCAAGAAGAGGACACGGCCACUCUAGAUGGCGAUGACACUGCCACUCUAGACGGAGAUACUUUGGAUGGUGACACCAUGACGCUGGAUGGUGACACCAUGACAGUGGACUCUUGCAGCAUGGAGAUGGUUUCUCUGGGAUCACUGGGCAAGUGGACCUGGGACAUCCACUCCAUCAUUCUUGACCUUUCCACUGCCAAUUUUAUUGACACAGUGGCCAUAAAAUUAAUGAGAAAUGUUGUUAAAGAUUUUGGGGAGAUUGACAUUCAUGUUUACAUUGCUGGGUGCCAGGCUACUGUGGUGGAGGACCUGGAGCUGGGUGGGUUCUUCUCUGACGCCAUCAGCAAAGGACGCCUCUUUGCCACCGUCCAUGACGCUGUCCUCUACUGCACCAACAGCAGGAAAGGAAGUUACGCAAGCCCUUCCAGUUAUGAUUGCUCACUGGAAAUAAAUGGCACCAGGCUCUGAAAUGGACUCUGAAAAUAGCCUAGCAGGGCAUGCAAAGGCAGCCAGCCUCCUAAAGGACCCUGUGGAGUGGAACAUUGGAGUCAGGACAGGUCACUCUCUUGUCUGGAUGGGUUAGGAUCUACUAUCUAUCCUCUAGACACAGACAUGCAAUUGGGAAUAUGCAUCUCUACACUACAAUGCAUCUCUAGAGUACAAUGUUUUUUUGCACAUUGCAAGUUGUACAAAAAGCAUACCAAUGAUGUUUGUAAAAAAAAGAAGUGAAUCUGUGGCACAUGCUGUAAAAAAAAAAGAAAGAAAAAUAAUACUUGUUAGCGUUGCUUGUUAACCUAACAAGUCACAAUGUACAUACGGUAGACUUUAUUGGUACUUUUUAUAUUUCAGUGUUUUUCUUAAAUUGCAAUGCACCUUGAAUUUUGCAACCUAACGAUUGUAACAGUUGCAAAGUGUUUUGAAUUUGUACCUUAAUUACCUAGCAAAUGAAGAGAUGGAUCGCACUCAGGUUCUUCUUUUCUAUUUUUUAAUUUUUUACAUAGCUGCAAUCCGCCUCUUCCUUUGUUGAGUUUAUUCAACUUGGAGACACACCACACAGAAGAGCGCGGUCUAUCAACUACUACCUAAAUUACCUAACAAAUAUUUCAACACAGGUAGCAGCAUACUACAAGGUGGCUGAUGGAUACUUGAAGUUCAUUUUUGUAUACAGUUCAAUUUCUCUCUGGUGUGCAUUAACAAUGUUACAUAAUUGAUUCAUGGUUUGUGGAAACAAGUUGCAUUGUAGCAGAAGUAAACUGCCGUACACAACAAGAACGCAGUAACUGCAUAUCUGGUCGAAAUUGAGUUUAGAUCGGAAAUUGGCAUUAAAAUACCUCCUUUGUCGUGUGUCAAAAAACUGUGGUCCAACAUUGUCCCGUUUCAAAUAAAAAUCAUGUUGAAAGGGCAAAAACUACAAAAAAGAAAGCUAGCUGCUACUGCAGUGUUACAUCUUAUAAGCCAAAAACGCAGUAAGUCGCGUGUAGUUACUGCAAUUUCCAUUGAAGCAGUGGUUUGGGAGUAGGCAGUAAUACAUGUCAAGAACGCAGUAACUCAAUUUUUGUGGUUAAAAGACACGUGCAUGUUGUUUUUGCAGGUUUUUUGUGUGUGCAUAAAUUUCUAUCCUACAAAAAUAUUACAUGGAAGUGUCACCACCACUUUACCGACAACACAGUUGUCUAGCCAAAAAGGAGCCUUUUUUUUCUCAGUUUGCCAGGAAUCGGAGUUACUACGUUGUUGUUUUGUACGGCAGUAUAGUAAGACUAUAAAUCAUGUACUAUUACACCGUAUUGUAAUUACUCAUACUGCUGCAUAACAUUGAUUAUGUAAUAAUCAGAUAGAAUAAAAUAAUGAGAUAACAAUUAC